Messenger RNA from Daucus carota subsp. sativus, 869 nucleotides. Its product is annotated as protein PLANT CADMIUM RESISTANCE 2. NCBI's taxonomy places the organism in Eukaryota, Viridiplantae, Streptophyta, Magnoliopsida, Apiales, Apiaceae. The transcript has 4 exons. The record is from RefSeq and is a predicted model, not a curated record. Bases 123 to 608 code for a protein of 161 amino acids.
ACUGCUCAAUGGAACAAGCACUAUAAAUACGCGUAUCCAACUCGUCAUAUUCAACAACACUACUGCAUCUUAUUAGUAUAACAUCAAUCUAGCUAGUUUGCAUCUAGAAAAUACUAUUCAACAUGAAUCCUGCUUCAAACCCGGAUGCUUAUGGAAAACCAAGUGGUCACCAAGCUCAGCACUCGUCGAAUGCUCCUACCUCCUGGUCCACCGGCCUUUUCGACUGCUUCUCCGAUGUUCCCAACUGUUGUCUAACAUUUUGGUGCCCCUGUGUUACUUUUGGACAAGUUGCGGAUAUCGUAGAUAAGGGAACAUCUACUUGCACUACGACUGGAGCUCUGUAUGCACUUCUAGUGUUUGUAACAGGGUGUGGAUGCUGUUAUUCAUGCUUUUAUCGUACUAAGAUGCGAAACCAGUACAUGUUGACCGAAAGCCCUUGUCCGGAUUUCCUAGUCCAUUGUUGUUGCGAGUCAUGUGCGUUGUGUCAAGAACACCGUGAGCUUCGCCUCCGUGGUUUUGACAUGUCUCUUGGCUGGGAAGGGAACAUGGAAAAACAAAACCGCGGAGUGGCGAUGGCACCAAAAUUUGAAGGAGGAAUGAACAGAUGAAGCUAGAAAAGCCAAUUAAUUGUCUGCAAACUUCAUAUUUAUGCUUGAUUUCUGUAUAUUGGUACAUACAACAAACACCUUUGUUGUAUUCUAUUUCUUUUUUCAGAGAGUGUGAUAUAUUUUCGUAUAUUUACACAUUUGUAAAACUUCAUUAUCUAUGCUUGAUUUCUGUAAUUUCUGUAUGUGGAUUGUACAAUAAACACCAUUGUUUGUAUCCUUCUUCCUUUUCUUUUGUAUUAGAGUGGAGGUGAUUUUACCAGA